Aspergillus glaucus CBS 516.65 is the source of this 2556-nucleotide messenger RNA. RefSeq names its product Zn(II)2Cys6 transcription factor. Gene Ontology annotation, cellular component: nucleus. Lineage: Eukaryota; Fungi; Ascomycota; Eurotiomycetes; Eurotiales; Aspergillaceae. Gene Ontology annotation, molecular function: DNA-binding transcription activator activity, RNA polymerase II-specific; zinc ion binding; RNA polymerase II cis-regulatory region sequence-specific DNA binding. Gene Ontology annotation, biological process: regulation of transcription by RNA polymerase II; DNA-templated transcription. The record is from RefSeq and is a predicted model, not a curated record. The transcript has 4 exons. Bases 138 to 2405 code for a protein of 755 amino acids.
CUUACUUCCUCUUACCUCGUUCCUCUUCCCUCUUCCUCUUUUUCUAUUUUCCUGUUUCUUCGUUCCAGCUCUAACUUCUUUCCGUCCUCGUCUCUUUCGUCUACGUUCUUGUCUACGUUCUUUGCAGGCAAGACACCAUGACCUUGCCAGACGGACGACGCAAACGAGCAGUAGCCUGCUCCUUCUGCAGAAAACGCAAAAUCAAAUGUGAUCAAGAGGCACCCUGCGGCAACUGUCGACGUUCCGGACACGAAAACUGUGCCUAUGAGAACAACCAGCCUCUGUCUCAGACUCAGCUCGACGAGAGCCAGACGACUAUUCCUGAAUCAAUUCCAAUGUCCCAGGACUCAACCCCCCUUGGCAGGACACCCAGUGUGAGCGAGUGGACCUUUCCAUACCCCUCAGGCUCACCGGUCACCCCUUCGACGGGCACAGGAGUGUGUACGAACUUGAUGACUUGUCACAAUGCUGAGUUGAUGGCUUUGAGGGCCAAGACUGGACAGCUCGAAUACCGGAAUCGAACUCUCGAGGAGCGAAUUCGACAACUUGAGGGCCAGCUAUCCGAACAAACUCCAGCGCCCAUCCAGGGUUUGAGCCUCGAUCUCGAGAUGAUAAUGGGCGGAAUCCUUGAUAUCCCUCGUGAGCGCGACUCACCUUCCCAGUGUAAGGGCAUCAUCUGCUGUGUUGUAGACAACGCUCGCUUCUUUGGUCAGAGUCAUUGGGCUGUCAAUGGAAUUCUGCUAAUCAGUGACAUCUUUGAAACGAUCGAGGCCCAUCUACGAGAGAGCCCGUCGAGCCCGUUGAGCCCCUGGUCCGGUCUGGAGAGGUGCAAGUUCUUGGCAAGGAUCAUUAAAGCGCGGCGAAUAUCUUCCAUGUCCUCGCUACCCACGCCUGGCUUGCCCCCUAAAGAGGUUGCCGACAAACUAGUCGAUUGCUACCUCCGCACGACUGAAGCUAUUUAUCGAAUCCUGCAUGUCCCUACAUUCCUGAGGGAUUAUGAAGCGCUUUGGGUGUCUGAUACAACGGCCAAUACGGCCUUCUUGGCUCAGGUCAAGCUUGUACUCGCUAUCGGUGCGACUACGUACGAUAAAAACUUCUCGUUGCGGACUUCAGCUGUGCAAUGGAUUCACGAGUCGCAAGUUUGGUCUUUAGAGCCCAAGCUCAAGUCACAGUUGAACAUCCAAUCUUUGCAGACUAACCUCAUUCUUUUGCUUGCCCGUGAAAGGGUAGGGGUCGACGGAGCCUCAAUCUGGAUUUCGAUGGGUGCACUAAUUAGGCAGGCAAUCUGCAUGGGCCUACACAGAGAUCCAGUCCCCCUACCUCAAAAUACAGUCUUAGUGGUGGAGAUGCAUCGAAGGCUCUGGAACACGGUCCUAGAGCUGGCACUGCAGUCCAGUUUGACCUCUGAGGGACCUCCUCUUAUCUCUUUUUGGGAUUAUAAUACCAGACCUCCCAGAAACUUCAAUGACGACCAACUCCUGGCCGAUGAUCCGGUGCCAAGCCCAGUAGAUACCUUCACGCAAACGUCUAUCGCAAGAGCGCUCCGCAAAACUUUUCCACAGCGCCAUAUCGUGGUCAAGUUUCUGAACGAUCUCGCCUCCCCCGGCACAUACAAGGAGACUUUGUGGUUUGACGAAGAGCUACGUGUAGCAUAUAGAGAUAUCAGUCAAACCCUGAAAGCAUGUAGCAGCUCGAGCACUCAAUCCUCGCCAUCCCAAUUCGAGAUGCAGGUGGUCGAUUUCCUCAUGCACCGGUACCUUUCGGCUCUUCACGUUCCGUACUUUGGUCCAGCACUGCACGAGAGAGCCUGCAAUUUCUCCCGGACGGCGGUGGUUGAAUCGUCACUCAAAAUCUGGCGCGCGGUGCAUUCCUACAGCGAUGCAGCGUCCGACUGUGGCGAUCUACAGCAGCUCGCGAUCUGCAGUUCGGGCUUCUAUCGGACGGUGACCAUUCAUGCCGCGUUGCAGAUCGCAAUGGAGCUUCGGGCGCAGCUGCAGAAUGAAGAAGGUCUGAGUCCCAUCACUUUGCGACCGGAUCUGCUGGCGGUGCUAGACGAGGUUAAGGAUUGGUGCCUGAAAAUCCACGAGGCCGGUGAGACUAACGUCAAAGGUUACCUGCUCAUGAGUUUGGUUGCAGCACAGAUCGACGGGCUCAGGCGCGGUUUGGGGAAGGACGAGAUUGCCAAGUUGUUGAUUCAAACUGUGGAGAAGGUUGGAGAAAAAUGCUUGCCGAUUCUGGAAGACAUGGCGGCCGCCCAGGACCAGGGUACUGACCAGGUAUCGUGCGAGGGAAUGGAGGAGGAAUUGGACUUUCUGUCAGAAUUCAAGUUUGACAGUCAGGGCAACGUUGAUGUGAUGAGUUGGAUGUACGACGAAAUCAACACCGGAUCGCCGUCAGUUUGGUGACGAGGGUUUGUCUUCGAGAUAAUGAUUACUUUAAUUGGGCCGGACGCUGCCGUUGGGGUAAAAAAAGUAUGUUUUAUGAGAGAAUGUGGGGGAGGCUAUUAAUAGUACCUAGCGAUAGAUUGAUAGUGAUAGAAUUCAUUUAGGUUGAGUA